AAUGCCUAUAAAUUAAACAUAUGGGUAAUUAUUAAUUACUUUGGAUACCUGAGAAUGACGUGGUAGGUGAAAAUGAAAUGGUGCUUUUAUCAACACGUUUUAUGAUCGAUAGGUGAAAACAUAGUUUAUGAGGUUUGAUAGAUAAAUCUGAUCAUAAAUUGUUUCGACCUUGAAUACUUGAAAUGGUUUAUAUGUUUACAUUAUUCGGACUUGUGGAUAGGCCAAUGAUGGAACGUGUGAUGGGUUUUAAAAGUGAAGUGGUUAUGCCACAGCCAAUAGAUGAAAUGUCUUUGUCUUGGUCGGAGCAAGUGGAGAUGACACUAUAUGUGUGCCUCGAACUUCAUGGGUCUCAAUCCAGACCAAAGUCAAAGCCCUCGAGAUCUUUGUUGCGCAUGUAUUUAUGUUUUCCUUUUAGCGAAUUUUAAAGGCUUCGACUGGUGACAUGUAGUAUUAGAGUUGAGUUACAAUAAAAUGUAUGAUUUGAUGUAGUUUGCAGUAAAAACUAUGUGGUAUAAACUGUAGAUUUAUGUAGUGAGUUCGCAGUAAAAAUAUGAGUUACUAUUUUAUCAAUAUUAUUGAUUGGUAACAUUUUUGAUGUAUAAGUUACAGUAUAUAUUAUUUUUUAAAAUAUAAAUAAUAUUUUAAUAAGAAUAGUGAAAAAAUAAAAUUCAUAAAUAUAAAUAAUAUUUUAUUAUUAUAUUAAAUAAUAUAACUAAACGUAGGGCUAAGUGCUUAUAUGUAUUGUAAAUUGUUAAAAUUGUUAAUAUUCAAAAGGUAGUGGGUAGUUAAUUGACAAACCCAAAAUUUUCAAUAACUUAAAUCUUAAUACAUGAUAUUUUGGUUGAUGUAGAUUUAAGAUUUGAGUUAUCAUUUUUACAAAGGCUAUAAGUCAAAAUUGUAACUCAAUAAUAAUUAAUUAUAACUCAAACACAACUUCAAAAUCUUAAAACUAAUUCAUGAUUGGUAACAUUUUUGAUUUAUAUGCUCAAGUCAACUUAAAUCAAGUGUACUACAUGUUACCAAUCAAAAUUUGUAUUCUUUUGAAUAUCCGAAAAUGUAAUUAUUCUUCAGUUAGAGCUUAAAAUUGGGAAAUUAACCUAACGUAUAACCGUUCAACUAAGCAAUUUUGAGUAGGCCAGAUCAACAACAUGUGCUGUCUCCUUUGCAACAAUAACAUUGUGAACACAAACAUUUUAAACAUCUUUUUAACUCUGUAUCUUCUUAAUCACAGAAAAGUUUUGAAAUUAAAAUAUAGUUUGUGAGGAGAAACACAUCAGAUGGAAGACAACUGCAUGAUGUUUGGCAUAUGGAGUAAGCAUGGGCAUACGGAUCACUUUCCUACUAAAUAAUAUUAGUAAUAAAUAAGUGACAUCUUGUUUACAUUUGCAGCAGAUGUAAGAAGUAAGAAUCUGAUGCGAAUAUCAUCGGGGUCCAUAUAUGAAACAAAUUUGUGACAUCAUGGUUUCGAUUUGGAUAACUCUAAGUUUUGUUCCUCGACAAUUGUUAGGUUCUUUUCCAACUCUUUUAGUUUAGGUACCUAUGAAACAAAACAAAAAUCUGAAUCCAAAAAAUUUAUUAUUAUGAAAAAUUAAUGAAACUUAAAAACCUUUGUUUGAUAGAUUUAGGAACAAAAAGAAAAGAGAGAGAGUAAUUUUUUCCUUUCAAUGUCAAAAGUCUACGUGGAGUUGAGUAUUAUAUUCGACGAGUUAAGUUGUCAGCAAUACUCACCUAACUGUCAACGUAAUCCAUAAACACGUUUCAUUUUAUCUACUCGCACGUGUGUUCACCGCGCGCGUACACGGUAGAUCCUGAUAAUCUUCCGAAAGUUAGAUGGGCUUCAAAGAUGCAACAACAAAAGCCCAUAUAAGUUUGGACCUUAGUAUUUUACACAAUGUUAACUUCAUAUCUUCGCCAUAAUCCAAAAUUUACAAGAAACAAAGAUCUUUUGAUUGCGAGUAUUCUAUUAUAUUCUCGAUUUUGGAAGUUGUUUUAAACAAACUCGAUAAAAUCAAAUGUUAAACCAUUGAAUACACCAAACAAAAAGAUAUACGCAAUAUAUACUCACUGAAUAUAUCAUAUAAAUUUAUUAGAUUUUGUUCGUCAACUUGCUAUAUAUGUCAAGAAUAGGUAAACUACAUUUUCCAAAGUCUGAUUCUUUGAUUAUAAACAUUUUAAAAUGCCGAAAAUUUGUUUUAAAAUAAAUAUUAUUUUUAAUAUGAAAUUUAUUUUUGUGAGCUUUUUUUAUGAAUCAUAUUAUGUAAAAAAUAUAGUUGUUUAAAAAAUUAAUUGUUUCCUUUAAUAAAUGUUUUCUUUUUUUUAUAUAUGCUAUUUGAAAAGAAUUAAAAAGUAAAAUCUAAAAAAUUACAUAUAUUAUCUUUAGUUCAUUAAUGUUACUCUAUGAUUGAUCAACCAUUGUAACAAUUAACAUAAGCGCCAAAAGUUAGCAAAAAAUUUUUUUAACAUAAACGCAUAUAGUGCUUUUUCAAAUAAUAUUAUAGAAAAUAUCUUGUGAUUUGUCAUUUAAGACAAAAUAAAUCUUAAUUUACUAUAUUAUUUUCUAGUCAAAUAAGAUUCGUUUCCUUUUAUAGUGUUUCCAUUCUAAGUAAUUUAUUUUUAAAAAUGUCUUAAGAAUUAAUCAUUUUUACACUCUAUAAAACAUAAUGAUAAUAAAAGGGAGAAAAAAACUAUAUUGACAUUUAUGGUGAAAUAAUAAUACUAAAUGUCCAUUUGUCUAUAAAAGCGAGUUUGGUCCUCAAAUCGCAAAGCAUUCAGAAGCAUCUCCUUCAGAAGCAUCAAAAACAGUUCUCAAAGUUUCCUUCAGAAAAAGAUUAGGCAAAAAUGUUCAUUGAAAGCUUCAAGGUUGAAUCUCCAAAAGUGAAGUACACGGAGAAUGAGAUUCAUUCAGUGUACGACUACCAAACCACUGAGCUUGUUCAUGAGAGCAAAAACGGCGCGUAUCAAUGGACCGUGAAGCCAAAAACCGUGAAAUAUGAGUUUAAGACCGACACUCAUGUUCCUAAACUUGGAGUGAUGCUCGUUGGUUGGGGAGGAAACAAUGGUUCUACUCUUACCGCUGGUGUUAUCGCCAAUCGCGAGGGAAUAUCCUGGGCUACGAAGGAGAAAGUGCAACAAGCUAAUUAUUUCGGGUCAUUAACCCAAGCAUCCUCUAUCCGGGUAGGAUCAUUUAAUGGGGAAGAAAUCUAUGCUCCCUUCAAAAGUCUUCUCCCCAUGGUUAAUCCGGAAGAAAUAGUGUUUGGGGGAUGGGACAUAAGCGAUAUGAACUUAGCAGACGCUAUGGGACGAGCCAAGGUCCUAGACAUCGACCUCCAAAAGCAGCUGCGUCCGUUCAUGGAACACAUGGUCCCCCUCCCUGGAAUCUACGACCCAGAUUUCAUCGCAGCUAACCAGGGAUCCCGUGCCAACCACUUGAUCAAAGGCACCAAGAAAGAACAGCUAGAACAAGUCAUCAAGGACAUCAGGGAUUUCAAAGAGAAAAACAAAGUGGACAAGGUGGUGGUGCUAUGGACGGCCAACACAGAAAGAUACAGCAAUGUGGUGGCUGGUCUUAACGACACGACGGAGAAUCUCAUGUCAUCUUUGGACAAGAAUGAGGCUGAGAUUUCUCCUUCUACACUCUACGCCAUUGCUUGUGUUCUUGAGAACGUUCCUUUCAUCAAUGGAAGCCCACAAAACACUUUUGUCCCCGGGCUUAUUGAAUUAGCAAUCAAGAGAAACAGCUUGAUCGGUGGUGAUGACUUCAAGAGUGGUCAGACCAAGAUGAAAUCUGUCCUCGUCGAUUUCCUUGUCGGCGCUGGAAUCAAACCAACCUCGAUAGUGAGCUACAAUCACCUUGGAAACAACGAUGGCAUGAAUUUGUCGGCGCCGCAGACAUUCCGGUCUAAGGAGAUUUCUAAGAGCAAUGUGGUCGACGACAUGGUUGCUAGCAAUGGUAUUUUAUUCGAUUCCGGUGAACACCCUGACCAUGUUGUCGUCAUUAAGUAUGUGCCAUAUGUUGGAGACAGCAAGAGAGCCAUGGACGAGUACACGUCAGAGAUUUUCAUGGGAGGGAAGAACACAAUUGUGAUGCACAACACUUGUGAAGACUCUCUCUUGGCUGCUCCCAUUAUUUUGGACCUUGUUCUUCUCGCCGAGCUCACCACCAGGAUCGAGCUCAAGGCCGACAAUGAGGGAAAGUUCCAUUCUUUCCAUCCAGUGGCUACUCUUCUGAGUUACCUCUCCAAGGCACCAUUGGUCCCACCUGGCACGCCAGUUGUGAACGCUUUGUCGAAGCAGCGUGCAAUGCUUGAGAACAUACUCAGAGCUUGUGUUGGACUUGCUCCAGAGAACAAUAUGAUUCUCGAGUACAAGUGAAGAAGAGAUCAGUCAGGAGAUCCGCUUCAUUUAGCUUUGCUUCAUUUUAUGUUUUCAUGAAUAAGUACCUUUUUAUAAGGGUUGACUUCUUAUUUAAGCCUUAUAUUAUAUAUUGCCGAGCCAAAUAUUGGUGUCUCGUGCUGAAUUAAAAGUCGUUAACAAACGUGAGGUCUGAGAUCCAGAUUUGUAUCGUUUUUAAAUAAUAUUUUUCUGUUUCAUUUCAGAACAUAACUAAAAGCCAAAACUAUUCUCU
Messenger RNA from Brassica rapa (field mustard), 4624 nucleotides. RefSeq names its product probable inositol 3-phosphate synthase isozyme 3. Gene Ontology annotation, molecular function: inositol-3-phosphate synthase activity. The record is from RefSeq and is a predicted model, not a curated record. Gene Ontology annotation, biological process: inositol biosynthetic process; phospholipid biosynthetic process. Lineage: Eukaryota; Viridiplantae; Streptophyta; Magnoliopsida; Brassicales; Brassicaceae.